AUGCUCGCGCAUCCAGCUGCUCGAACAGCGCGCAUACACCUGCUCAGUCCCCAUCGACGCACCAUCUAUCGCAAGGCGAUGCCUGCCGCUUCCUCCUCGCGCCCUCCUAAAAAGGGCCCGUCCCUCAGCGCAAGCUUGGUACUACUCGCACCGCUGCCAACACCCGCACCAGACGGACACGACUACCGCGUCCUCCUGCUCAAGCGGCACGCCCAAAGUCGCACCUAUGACAGCGCGCAUGUGAUGCCAGGCGGAAACAUCGACUCCAUCGACCUCGACUCGGCAGCCUGGGCGUCCAUCUUCCCCUCCGCCUCAAACGCCUCGCCUCCGUCCACUUCCAGCCUCACCGCAGACAAAUUACUCGCUCUCCGGCUCUGCGCGAUCCGCGAAACCUUUGAGGAAUCCGGCUUGCUCCUCCUCAAGCAGCAAGGUUCUUCGUUCAAUUCACCCCAGUCGAGGUGGGAUCGGCUGGACCCGGAGGAAAAGACGAGGUGGCGCGAAGCGGUACACGAGGAUGGAAAGGACUUCAUUCAGAUGCUGCGCAGGCUAGGCGGGACGCUAGAACUGGGCGCCGAGGCCAAACCAGCCGUCGACAGCCUCACGCACUGGUCGAAUUGGGUCACCCCCGUCAUCCUUCCCCGCCGGUUCGACACGCACUUCUUCAUCUCCGUACUGCCGUUACCUGAGUCAUCCGGCAGCGGCGUCGACACCUCUGCCGCGACUACUGCUGUGCACGACUCGCUCGUCUCGAGCGAUGGUGUCGAGACGACUUCGGCGGACUGGCUCACCCCGCUCGAGGCCAUCAGGCGUGCCAUUGCCCACCCGGCCCGACGAGCUGAAAGUGCCUCGCCGCAACCCCCAUCCGACAUUGAGCCUAUCCUCCUCCACCCGCCGCAAUUCAACCUCCUCGCCGAACUCGCUCACAACCACCGCACUCUCGCUUCGCUCCUCCACCCUUCCGCCUCUUCCGCAAUGCCUCUCGUCCGACCACGUCGAGUCGUCCCUCUUACGCCACAAAUCGCGAAUGUCACAGACGAUCAGGGGAGAGAGCGGAAGGCAACGGUCCUUCCAGGAGACGAGGAGUAUCAGUACGAUGAUGAGGCGGUCGAUCCGGCACCGGGAGUGGAUCGAGUGGGCAAGCGGAAUCGGACGUAUGUCAUGCCGCCGAGGAAGGGUCAGCAGGGACUGGUCGUCGAGGGCUGCAUCCGGCGAGGUAUGGUCGAGGUGCUCGGAGAAGGCUGGGAGGACAUGUGGGCGGGGGAAGCGGGGCGAGCAGGAGAAGCCGCGAAGCUGUAG
Molecule: messenger RNA, 1296 nt
Organism: Rhodotorula toruloides NP11
Lineage: Eukaryota; Fungi; Basidiomycota; Microbotryomycetes; Sporidiobolales; Sporidiobolaceae
Product: NUDIX hydrolase domain containing protein
Exons: 4
Coding region: 1-1296 (431 amino acids)
Cellular component (GO): mitochondrion
Molecular function (GO): hydrolase activity, acting on acid anhydrides, in phosphorus-containing anhydrides
Source: RefSeq, a predicted model, not a curated record